UAGACAUGGAGGCAGGGGUCUACAGCCGCUGCUGAUAGUUUAAUAGACAUAAAACACCAGCUGAUAUCAACAAGACACUGACACCUUAUUCAAGACGAAGGUGCAGCUUGACCGUUAGCCAAACCAUGGAGUCCAUGCUCAACAAGCUAAAGAGCACCGUCACCAAGGUGACCGCAGAUGUCACCAGUGCCGUCAUGGGCAACCCAGUGACCCGCGAGUUUGAAGUGGGCCGGCACAUUGCCAGUGGUGGUCCGGGGCUGUCAUGGAGGAUCUACAGCGGGUCCAAGAAAUCCACAAAACAGGAAGUAGCUGUGUUUGUUUUCGACAAGAAGAUAAUUGACAAGUAUCAGAAGUUUGAAAAGGACCAGAUCAUCGACUCCCUGAAGAAAGGAGUGCAGCAGCUGACCCGCCUUCGACACCCACGCCUGCUCACAGUACAGCACCCCCUGGAGGAGUCACGUGACUGCCUGGCAUUCUGUACAGAGCCGGUGUUUGCCAGCCUGGCCAAUGUUCUGGGUCAGUGGGAGAACCUGCCCAGCCCGGUUCCUACAGAGAUCAAAGAGUACAAACUGUAUGACGUGGAGACCAAGUAUGGCCUACUGCAGAUCUCUGAGGGCCUGGCCUUCCUCCACAGCGGGGUAAAGAUGGUCCAUGGGAACCUGUGUCUGGAGAACAUCAUCAUCAAUAAGAGCGGCUCCUGGAAGAUCAUGGGCUUCGACUUCAGCAUCUCAUCCAACAACCCAUCAGAACAGGAGCCGACCUACACAUGCAAGGAGUGGGACCCCAACCUGCCGUCCCUCUGCCUGCCUAACCCGGAGUACCUCGCCCCCGAGUACAUCCUGUCCGUCAGCUGCGACUCCGCCUCCGACAUGUACUCGUUGGGCGUGGUCAUACACGCGGUCUUCAGCGAGGGGAAGCCCGUCUUCCAGGUUAACAAGCAGGACAUCUUCAAAAGCUUCAGCAGACAGCUGGACCAGCUGAGCCGGCUGAGCCCGGGGGCCCUGACCAAGGUCCCGGAGGCGGUACGGGAGCACGUGAAGAUGCUGCUGAGCGUCACGCCCAACGUACGGCCCGAUGCUGACCAGAUGACCAAGGUGCCGUUCUUCGAUGACGUGGGAGCUGUGACUCUGCAGUACUUUGACUCGCUCUUUCAAAGGGACAACCUGCAGAAGUCCCAGUUCUACAAAGGCCUUCCCAAGGUCCUGCCCAAGUUGCCCAAGCGUGUGGUGAUACACCGGAUCCUGCCCGCGUUGACGUCUGAGUUUGUGAAUCCGGACAUGGUUCCGUUCGUCUUGCCCAACGUGCUGCUAAUCGCUGAGGAGUGCACCAAGGAGGAGUACGUGCGUCUGAUCCUGCCGGACCUCAAUCCGGUCUUCAAACAGCAAGAGCCUGUGCAGAUACUGCUGAUCUUCCUGCAAAAGAUGGACCUGCUGCUGACCAAGACUCCGGCGGAGGACAUCAGGAACAGCGUGCUGCCCAUGGUGUACCGCGCGCUGGAGGCCCCCUCCACGCAGAUCCAGGAAUUGUGCCUAAAUAUCAUCCCAACCUUCGCCAACCUGAUUGACUACCCGUCCAUGAAGAACUCCCUGAUCCCACGCAUCAAAUCCGCGUGUCUACAGACUUCCUCCCUCGCGGUACGAGUAAAUUCCCUGGUGUGCCUAGGGAAGAUUCUAGAGUACCUGGAUAAAUGGUUUGUCAUCGAUGAGAUCCUGCCUUUCCUACAGCAGAUUCCUUCCAGAGAGCCUGCUGUGCUCAUGGGGAUUCUGGGGAUCUACAAGUGCACCUUUUCUCAUAAGAAGCUGGGUAUUCCCAAAGAGCACCUUGCUGGGAAGAGCCUUCCUCACUUGGUCUCCCUCAGCAUCGACAACAACCUCAACCUUAACCAGUUUAACUCCUUCAUGGCCGUGAUCAGAGACAUGCUCAGUAGGAUGGAGGCGGAGCACAAGACCAAACUGGAACAGCUGCAUGUCAUGCAGGAGCAACAGAGGUCGCUGAACAUAUCCAACCAGCUGAACCAACCAGAGGAGCCCAAGACCAGCCCGAGCCCCGUCAACCAGAUUGACCAAAUCUUUGGAGGAAACCCUGUGAGUAGCGCACCGCAGGGGAAAGAGAAUGGAUCGUCUGUCACUGCAUCCCAGCCGUCCAGAGUGUCUCUGACCCUAGAGGAGAAGCAGCGUCUGGCGAAGGAGCAGGAGCAGGCGGCCAAACUGAGGAGCCAGCAACCCCUCGCCCCACAGGUCAUCAAACCAGCCACGCCCACCUCCCAGGCAAAGGAUCUGACCAGCAGCCUGCUGAACAACAUGACGUCACUGAGCAACCUGUCACUCGGUGCCGGCACCAGGCCGGGACCCACGCAGGCCGGGACCAUCUCCUCCGGCCUCUCCUCAGCGGCCCCCAUGGGCGGGGUGGGCGCCAUGGGAACCAUGACCAAUGGCUUCGGCUCCGGGAUGGGCUUCCCGUCGCCGGGCGUGAAUAUGGGCGUGCGCCCGGCGGGCCCCGGCAUGUACGGGGGCAUGGCCACCACCACCAGCACCCCGAACUUCUCGGCGCUGUCCCAGAGCCAGCCCAGCAAGCCGGACAUGUCCGCCCUCGACUCCCUCUUCACCUCGCAGAAGCCCAAAGUCACCCUCAACCAAAUGGCCCCCAUGUCCGCCCCCAUGUCGGCCCCCAGCCCGUGGCUGAACCAGUUCGGCGCCCAGCAGCCCCCGCAGGCCGCGCCCCUGCCCAUGGGCGGGGUGCAGGGCGGCUUCGGCGUGCAGGCCAACCCCUUCUUCAACCCGCAGAACUUCGCCCAGCCCACCCCGGCGGCCGCGCCCGCCAUGAACCCCGGGGCCGUCCGGCACAGCGCCUCCGUCAACAACGACCUGAAGGACCUGUUCGGAUAGGUGUCCGUCGCGCCGCCCGCGCGCCUGUGCUCUCUCAGCACUGACACCGGCGGGGGAGGAAGCUUAGAAAAGAGGGGUGACUUUGGGUGGACGGAAACGCGGUGUCGUUGAUUGAAUCCAAGCGAGGACCUGAGCUUAUUGAUAAACAUAACGUGAUCUGAUCGAGAGGGUGGAAGGUCGGUUCGGACUGUGGGUGGGGAGUGCGGAGUGGAGCCUCAGCCUUUGGCACCGCUUCCUCUUCAGAUCUCACAGGGCAGAAGAAGACCUCUCUACCACAUCUGAUCAGAUACAAUAUCUUAGCCACAAACCCUUUUAAAUGCCUUGUAGAUCAACAAAUCAUGUGCUUAGGUAUAAUGUUUGAUCACAAACCUGAGGUUUAACUACCGUGUCCCAUUAGUAUUGCUGGGGUUUAGAUACCAUUCCCACCUACUUCCCUGGGCUGUAGGUUUCCAUGCCUGAUCCAUAAUCUUGUGGUUUAGGUACCAUCUCCAGCCCAUACCUCUGGGGUCUGCUCUGAAUCCCAUCAGUAGCCCUGAGGUUUGGGUCAAGAUGGGUUGAUGAAGUAUUCGUUGUGCUGUAGAUUUUCAUAUCAACAUUUUGUGGCGUACGAGUGGGUACGGUUAGACUCCCGUAACCACGGCAGACGCAGACAGCAGACCCUGACCUGCCUGCCAGUCUCCAUAGCAACGGGAGUUCCCUCCCAUCCCUCCCUCCCUCCAAUUCGUUCGCUCUGGACCACCGCCACGUGGCAUCUCUGUUACCUUUCCUUCUCCGCACCAAAGCAAAGCUGUCCGAACACUACAGCAUGACAGACCCGCAGACCUUCUCUCUCUUGUGUGGACGCAGCGGCCUGGUUACUGGUUGUACACGUUGGGCAGCCUUGCUCUGAGAGCCCCACCAGUCGUGCUGCUGUUCUUGGCAGCUUUGCUUUUGAAGGUAGAGGGCGAAUUUUGUUGCUGUUGUCAGUUUACUGGGACCGUUUGGUGUGGCCCUGGUUGUGUGGCAGGCACUCUCCUCUUGCUCUUCCUCUUCCUGUUCCUCCUCCU
Megalops cyprinoides (Indo-Pacific tarpon) is the source of this 3931-nucleotide messenger RNA. It is a transcript of the gene scyl2, whose product is annotated as SCY1 like pseudokinase 2. Gene Ontology annotation, molecular function: protein kinase activity; ATP binding. Gene Ontology annotation, biological process: protein phosphorylation. The coding region runs from base 126 to 2885 and encodes 919 amino acids. The transcript has 18 exons. The record is from RefSeq and is a predicted model, not a curated record. NCBI's taxonomy places the organism in Eukaryota, Metazoa, Chordata, Actinopteri, Elopiformes, Megalopidae.